AUGCGAUACUUCGACUUUACGAAGCUUUUUGAUAAUAAAGCUAUGAUUAUACCCGUUACCUUUAUUAAGAACGGCCUUUCGUAUAAAGUAUCUGCUUUGCUCGACUCAAGAGCUAAUAAAAACUUUAAAAUCAACGGCGUCUUCGGACACGCCUUUUAUAUAAUCGCUCCGCUAACACGCUUUAUUAACGGCUUUAUUUCUACUAUUAACUUUGCAGCAGAACUAUUAAAGCUUAUUAACGACCUUCUUAUCUUUUUCGAGUACUUCGAUUACGCAUACGUAUUUUUUAAGGCCGCUAGCAACGUGCUAGCAUUAUACAAGCUUUACGAUUACAAAAUCGAGCUUUUCGAAGAAAAGGAAAAGGCGCUUCCGUAUUCACUAUUAUACAAGAUGUCGAUCCUUAAACUAGAGCUUACUAAAGCCUACUUUAUCGACAACCUUAACAAAGGCUUUAUCGAACUUUUAAUAGCGCUAUUUGCAGCUUUAGUCUUGUUUGCUAAGAAGCAAGACGGUUCCUUCCGCUUUUGUAUUGAUUUCCGCGCGCUAAACAACCUUACUCGUAAAGAUCGAUACUUCCUCUUUUUAAUCGAUAAGACCUUCGCACGUCUCUUAAGAGCUAAAAUCUUUACGAAACUCGAUAUUCGGCAAGCCUUUUAUAGAAUACGAAUAGACCUAGCUUCCGAAAAGCUUAUAACAUUUAAAACACGCUACGGCGCUUAUAAGUCUUUCGUUAAGCUUAAUUACGUCGUUUACGAUAAAAAGAUGCUAGCUAUUAUACGCUCUUUUAGUAACUUCCGCGCCGAAUUCGCCGGCUCCUUUUAUUAA
Molecule: messenger RNA, 825 nt
Organism: Drepanopeziza brunnea f. sp. 'multigermtubi' MB_m1
Lineage: Eukaryota; Fungi; Ascomycota; Leotiomycetes; Helotiales; Drepanopezizaceae
Source: RefSeq, a predicted model, not a curated record